AUGAAGAUUCAGUUCACCUACCUCGUUAUCCUUGCCGCUGCCGCUGGGGUGAAGGCAGCUCCUAGUAAUACCGAUGAAGCAGGUGGAACAGGUGGAAACCCACUCCAGACCAUCUCGCAUACUGUUAUGACUGCUUUCAAUCAGAGGGCUCUGAACAUCAGUCCGCGCCAAUAUUCCUCGCAAGACUCGGAACACUUCGACCUUUUGGAUUUCUCUCAGCUCCGGGGUGGAAAACCUACCAAAGAAGCCCUUUCGUAG
Messenger RNA from Suillus paluster, 258 nucleotides. RefSeq lists its product as uncharacterized. The transcript has 3 exons. The record is from RefSeq and is a predicted model, not a curated record. Lineage: Eukaryota; Fungi; Basidiomycota; Agaricomycetes; Boletales; Suillaceae. Bases 1 to 258 code for a protein of 85 amino acids.